Molecule: messenger RNA, 969 nt
Organism: Prunus armeniaca (apricot)
Lineage: Eukaryota; Viridiplantae; Streptophyta; Magnoliopsida; Rosales; Rosaceae
Source: the annotation of a GenBank genome assembly
AUGCCUGCGAAGAACACGGUCACGUGGAACACGAUGAUUGCAGGGUAUUCGAGGUUGGGGGAUGUAGAGAGAGCACGUUUGAUUUUUGAGGAAAUGCCACUGAGAGAUGUUGCAUCAUGGUCUGCCAUGAUCACUGCGUAUGUGAACAAUGGCAAUCAAGAGUGUGGGCUGUCAGUCUUUCGGGAUAUGGUAAUGGAUGGAGGUUUAAAACCUGACCAAGUGACUGCAGGCUCAGUUUUAUCCGGUUGUGCCCACCUGGGUCAUCUUGGGUUGCUUGUGGGGAAAUCAGUUCAUGGGUUUAUGGUCAAGAAUGGAUGGGAGUUGAAUGUGGAAAUUGGUACAGUUCUGGUUGACAUGUAUGCUAAGUGUGGGUUUUUGAAGGGAGCUGCAGGGGUUUUUGAAUUGAUGCAAGAAAGGAAUGUCAUGACUUGGACUGCAUUGAUUUGUGGAUCGGCACAACAUGGCUACAGCAAAGCAGCGUUGUCUUUGUUUGAGAUGAUGCAAAAAGCUGGUGUAAGACCUAACGAAUUGACUUUCACAGGAAUUCUUAGUGCUUGUGUGCAUACAGGACUAGUUGAGGAGGGCCGAAAAUAUUUCGAGUUGAUUGAAGAAAGUGGCUUGGAGCCUCAAAUUCAUCAUUAUGGAUGCAUGGUUGAUUUGUAUGGCAAGGCAGGACUGUUAGAGGAAGCUUAUGAGGUUAUUAAGAAAAUGAGAUUUGAACCCAAUGUUGUUGUCUGGAGUGCUUUUUUAUGUGCGUGUAAGGAGCAUAAACAGUUUGAGAUGGCCGAACGAGUGGUUGAGCAGGUCAUGAAGAUGGUAAAACCAGAUAACGAUGGUGGGGUUUAUUCUCUUAUCUCAGAUUUGUAUGCUUUGGGUGGGAAGUGGGAUGAUGCAGAAAGAGUGAGGAAUUUAAUGGUCAACCAACAUGUGAGGAAGGUCAGGGGCUCUAGUUUUGUUAGAAGUGGAUAG